UCGCCGAGUGAGUAUCUCCGAGUACGGGUCCCGCUCUCCGAUCGGGCUACGUUAUGCCAUCCCAAAACCUCUCUGCAUCUGUCACUCAAUACUGGAGGGUACACGGCAGAGAAGACUCAGGGUGGUAUCCACCCAUUGAGCAUUCCUGAUAACCUGGGAUACCUACUUCACAAGGAAUACGUCGACCAGCUGAAAUAUUGUCAGCAUGUCUUAAGACAAAGUUUUCUCGUGUCCUGCACCCGUAACAGACUUAUGUAGAGAAUAGCGCCGCUCACGGCUUGUACUUUUACUUUAGAGAAAUAUUCUCUAUCUACAUUUACGCGGUGGUGAUAUCCUCCAAUCAAAUCACAGCGCGAAUUGAAAACUUUCGGUUAUGACAUGAACCGAAGACACUGGACGAAUUGAUUCUUGUGAUGAGACUAGCACGUGGCGGAAAAGCAAUGGCCGCCGACAGUAGCAGUGUGGACGUCGGCCUCGUGUAACUUCGUCAACAGCACCUAAACAACACAUCACCACUGACAACUCCUCCCUCGGCCCGUCUGUCUAUCUGAGUGAGGAUAUGAGGUGGGGGGCGCCGACUCUUCUCCUUGUUCACGGAUGCUUGUUGUUCCUCCUCUGUCUCCCAUUGGAAACGCUGGGAAAGAAAAGGAAUCGUCAAAAGGCAGGCCAAGACUGUGAGAGGGGCACCCACACAUGCCAUAGGGACGCAGUGUGUCUCAACUCCAGAAGAUCAUACCAGUGCCGCUGUAAAACAGGUUUCUAUGGAAACGGGAAGAUAUGUGUUGACGACGACGAGUGUGAGUUUGAGAACGGCGGCUGUGUACACUCGUGUCAGAACAGUCCUGGCAACUAUUCCUGCAGCUGCCUAGCUGGGUUCGAACUCACCAAAGAUGGCCACGACUGCAAGGACAAGAACGAGUGUUUUGAGAACAAGGGAGGCUGCCAACAGCAGUGUCAGAACACGGUAGGAUCCUACCAAUGCAAGUGUCACGCCGGCUACUCACUGGAGGAGAACGGAAGGAGCUGCAAAUUAGGAACAUAUUGUCGACAGCACCUGGGCUGCGCUCACCACUGCAAAACAACACCCCAGGCAGGCACCAUCUGCGCAUGUCGAGACGGAUACCGGAUACACAAAAAUGGCAAAGAUUGUAUUCAGACUUGCCAGGUCGGCAAUGGCGGGUGCCAGCACAAGUGUCAAGACACCCCGGAUGGUUCAGUGUGUUCCUGCGCUGCUAAAUACGUCUUGAGGGACGACAAGAAGACCUGCAUCGCGUCUUGCGGCGUUAACAACGGGGGCUGUGAGCGUAAAUGUGUUGACACUGCUGACGGGCCUCACUGCACGUGUCCCCGGGGCUAUCAGCUGCAUCAGGACGGCAGAAACUGCCUCGAUGUGGACGAGUGUCUGUCUAACAAUGGCCAAUGCAGUCAUCAGUGCAUCAACACCAGGGGGAGCUACGAGUGCGUGUGUCCGGCAGGGUAUAAGGUCAACAUUGACCAGAAGUCGUGUACAGACAUCGACGAGUGUGCCCUCAACAAUACAUGUGACCACGUCUGUGUCAACACUCCUGGCAGUUUCCAGUGCAACUGUCGCCCUGGUUACCAGAUGUAUGGAUCCACUCACUGUGCAGACAUUGACGAGUGUAGCAUCAACAAUGGCGACUGCGCACAUUCAUGUUCGAACCGUAUUGGUGGUUAUGACUGUGUGUGUCGACCCGGGUUCAAACUCCAUCCCAACAAGAAAGAUUGCAUCGAGUCGGCGAAAUGCAUUCCGUUAUCAAACCCCUCCAAGGCAACGUUGUCAUGCCGCAACGUGGCCGGUGGGGAGCAACAGUGCAGUCUCGCAUGCAACAGGAACGCCAGGUUUACGUCAGGUGUGGCCACCCAGAUCACGUACAUGUGUGGACCAAGCACAGGGUACAUGUGGAACUUUGAACGUAACAACUCCACACUCCCGUCAUGCUCAGAGCUGACGGCACCUCCGGGGUACAAGAGAAAGGCGCGGUUCCUGUUUGUCACAGACAAGUGCCAGUUUAAGAGGUCUUCGACAGAAAUCCUCCGAGCCAGCCUGGCCAACAUUCUCAACAAACAGAAGAAAUUCAAGUGCAGGAAGAAAUGCCAGGUGACCUCUAUAGACAUCAAGUGCGGGUCCAGGCGGAGAAAGUUCUCCAGGAAGGUCCAGGGCAACGGGAAGUCUCUGGUCACGGCCGAGUUCGAACUCCUCAUGAACUCCAGAAAGCCUUCAGGUAACUGUGACAUAGCCUGUGUGGGAAAGCGAACCAAGCGGAAGUUGAAGAAGGCGUUCAAGACGUUGAAGAGAGCGAUCAGGAAGGGGGACCUACCCAUUGGGUUUGCAGGAACACCAUUAGACAUCAUCAAGAAGUCGUUCAGACCCGAGAAGGCGAUUCCUGCCUCCUGCAGCCCCGGUACCAUCAACGUCAAUCAAGUGUGUGUUGGCUGCAGUAUAGGGACCUACUUCGACGCUCAGGAGGGUGGAUGCCGCCCUUGCCCAGGAGGGACUUAUCAGGACACAGAGGGACAGAUGUCAUGUAAGGACUGCCCUAACCGUAGAGUCGGUGGCGGGCGAGUCGGGGCGACAGCAGCGGCAGAGUGUUCAGACCUUUGUGAGCCAGGCUUCUUCUCCAAGAGCGGCAGUAAGCCAUGUGUACCCUGCUCCCAGGGGUACUACCAACCAGACUUCGGCCGGACAACCUGCACCCCCUGCGGGCAUGGCAUGAGGACCCGGGGACCCGCGGCAGCCGAGUUCAAAGCGUGCAGUGCCAGGGCGACAUGCCAGGCCGGUCACUUCUACAACGUCAGCGUCCACCAGUGCCAGAUCUGCCCACGGGGCUCCUACCAGCCUCGUUCUGGUCACAACUACUGCAUCGCCUGCCCGGGGUCGACCACGACGGACGCCCCAGGCUCAACCAGCAGCGGCAACUGUAAAAACCGACUGUGUGGCGGGUACCAGGGACGCUACCAGGGGGUGAUCGAGACCCCCAACUACCCCGGGGAUUACCCCAUCGACAUCCGGUGCACGUGGAAGAUCAAACCCGACAAGAGACGCCGCAUCCUCGUCAUCAUUCCCGAGAUCUACCUGCGCGAGGACGACAAAUGCGGCGACGUCCUCGUCAUGAGGAAAUCUAAGUCCCCAUACAGCCUGACCACGUUCGAGACAUGCAAGAGCAAAGAUCAACCGAUCGCCUUCACUGCUCGCUCCAAGAAACUGUGGAUUCAGUUCAAGUCGGACGGCAACAACACAGCCAAAGGAUUCUCCAUACCAUUUGUCACAUACAACGAGGAAUACCAGACCCUCAUUGAAGACAUCGUCCGCGACGGCCGUCUCUACAACUCCUAUCAACAUCAACAAAUAUUCAAGGACCGGAAGCUUCUGAACGCGCUCCUAGAGGUGAUCGCCCAGCCCUACAACUAUCUGAAAUACGUAAACGUGUCCCAUACGAUGUUCCCACAAUCCUUCUUCCGGCUUCUCACGCCCAAAGUUCGGCGAUUCUUCAACACAUGAUGAGACCGCGACGACGCUCGGAGCAAGGAGAAUGUGCAUUACUCAUAGGAAUAUUUUCAUGCGAUGUGAUCAUGUGACAUCACGUGACCUUGACCUCAUGCUGCUCCAAGCAGACUGGAUUUCAUAGCCUUCCGGUGGCAAAGGUCAUCCAAGGGAGGCAACUCAUCCUCAUUUGUAUCAGUGUUGUGUCAUAAAAGAUGUCCUAGGCCGUACAGUGUGGGACGUUUAAUUGUUGAGUUGAGGAAAUGACUCCUGUAGUUGGUACAAUUGAGCACGUGACUUACUAUACGAAAGGAGACGGUAUACGAGAGUAUACCAAUUGGAGACUUGUUCAGUGUUCAUGUGAAAUCCUUGGAAGCGUUGCCAUAGAAACUAUAUGCCAUAAGAAUUGGUUAUACAUGGUAACGCUCUGUCGCGGUUGACGUAAAGGCAUUUUAUAUCCCGUGUAUGGAUGGGUGGAGAUUUAGAGCUGUGUGUAGCUGUACCCCGCGAGCAACAGUAACUGGCUUUCGCCUUAACUGGGUGUUCAAGUACUGGCGCUGCUAGUUGCACGGAGAAUGAAUCGGUGAACAUACGAUAUGCAUAUAUUCAUCUCGUUCUAGCUUAAAAAGCACAGUAGCCAUAAGUCAUGUCUACAUACCUACCCUCGACCUGCAAUAGAGACGUAGGGUUUUGGAUGGGGGUAGUGGUUUAGUCCCGAUCCGACACAGUGGUUAUGGGGUUUGGGACACCUUAGGAUCAAAUCGCUUUAUAGUCAUUACACCUAACGCAUUUAAAGGAAACCUUAAAGAUACAGUUACUCAGAAUAUUAUUUCUGUGCAAAUACAACUUAAAGUUGAUGCCAGAUGUCAGAAAUUCUACAUUCAGAGAACGUGUAAUAUGUUUAAUGGUUAUGAGAGCAAAGUUUCUUUCUUUUGAGAUUCUCUACAUUAGACAGGUAUGCUGGGUAAAGGGCGUCGUGUUUUUUUGUGUUGUGUCUUAAUUCCCAUCCGACCGUGGAAAUGGGUUUUACAAACACCAAGAAUAAAAGUUUCAGUCAUGCAUUUUGUUGCGUAUAACGAUUCAGCAAUGAAAGUAACGAGAUGUGUUUAAAGGGUAAAGUGACGCCCUAUCCGUCACCCAUUUUGAACUGGACUACAAUGAAUGACACAUUAUUGAAAGAAAAUGCACUAAAACUGGUAAUGUUACAGUGUUACGUAGUUUUUGUUUUAUCAGAAUACUACGGUUCGGACCUGGGGAUAUCGUUGCUUUGAAAGACAAGUUGUUUAAAUUGGUAUUUGAAUAGGACGUCCUUGUAGCUGGGCGUACGGGAAGCUUUUUGUUUAUGUUUUAAUCUGGUGCUGAGCGCUUUCCUUUUAUUUUAAUAGGUCUGGUAUCAACCGUUAAACACCGUUUGACUAACAACCCACACCAACGCAUAAUCACAAUGUUUGAAAGGAAAGAUCUCUAACCCAGUGAAUCAUCUAGGUGCGGCCAUUUUUAAUGUACGCACCUUCACAUAAUACUGAUCCCCAGACAAGACGGUUUACACCUACUUCGUAAGUUAUCCGAUUUUCAAAACGAGUUCAUCAUGUUGGGGUAACGACACUUUUUCAAUUUCUUGUUCAUCAGUGUAAACGGUUUCAAUAGAAGUACAGUCUAACAGAAACAUACAUAUGCUGCACCUAGUGUGUUGAUAAAUAUGGUUUCCAUGGCAACAUGUUGAUGAAUAUGUUUCCAUGACAACAUAUUGAUAAAUAUGGUUUCCAUAACGACAUGUUCAUUAAUGUACCUGUUCAUGGUUGAUGAAAAUGGUUUCCAUGACAAGGUAUUGAUGAAUAUUGUUUCCAUGACAACGUAUUGAUGAGUAUGGUUUCCAUAACAAAAUGUUGAUAAAUAUAGCUGUUGAUGGUUGGUGGAUAUGUUUUCGUGACAAGAUGUUGAUGAAUAUGGUUUCCAUGACAACAUGUUGAUGAAUAUGGUUUCCAUGACAACAGAGCUGUGUGAUAGGUUGUUGGAACUCGUGGUCCGCUUACCCCUGAAAUGAUAUCUUUAUUUGUAGCUUUACAAUAUAAGUGCUUCAAGCUGUGUAAUAUACUGAAUAAGUGAAUGCAUUAAUUUGUAGGACAUUGGCUUUACAGUAAGUGUAUAUUUUUAUUGUUAUAUAUUUUGCUUAUCUAUCUGUGUGUACAUGCUUGUCAAAUCUCGAUGUAUUUAAUAUAUGUAUUGUCCCAAAUCUGUAUGUGCAAAUUGUUCAGUGAAAUAUCAGUUGAUGUUUAGCUUCUGUCAAUGUCAGAUUAUUCAGUUUCACCCAUAUAUGACCCAUCUAGUUUGCAGCGAGACUGGCUUUCGUGUUCAAUAAAACUACAUUUGAGAGUCCUGAAAAGAUAAAUAUCAUGUUUUCCAGAUUAAUAUAUAACAAAAAACGCACACUUUUCAAAGUUUUCCAGGGCUUGAAUUAUUUUUCAAAACUCCACUGGACACAUGUCCACUAAACUUUCAAAAUCCACUUGACCAAAUAUAUAUUUCACUUGACCACAAUUAGCAAUUUGGUUUCUUUUGCAAAUAAUCUUUAUCAAUUAUAAACAACAGACAAUUGCAUUUUUAUUUCAUCAUCAAAAUACAUAUAUCAAAACAUUUCAGUAGUUUGGCACUACUGUGCCACGGUAAAGUUUAAUGUGGAUAUUUACUUGACCGACCGGAGAAUUCCGCUUGACCAGGGCGUCGGGCAAUGGUAUUUUUCAACCCCUGUUUAAUUUCAAACUGUUGAAAAAAUAUAAUAACUCUAUAAGGUAAUGUCAUACAAAUCAAUCCAAUCAAAGAAAGAACAUGGAGUUGUCGGUAUAGUUUUACCCAGUGUUUGUAGUGUUUCAGUAAUUGUAUCGAGAGAUGCAUGCAGACUCACACGCUCAAGGCCUCCUCCAAUACAUAUCAUAUGGUAUUGAAAACAAUGGAGGAACGCAUAUCUGGGCGGACUAGAAUCCUGCGAUCACGGGCUCGAAUCACAGAUUUGCUCUGGUAAUGGGUGUGGUUUUUGAGCAUCAUGACUUUUUCACAGAUCCAGCAGUGUGUAGAUGUCUACCUUCUACAUGUCUGUAAACGGUUAUAACGUAAAAACGGUUCUAAACAACGGUAAGCCAAACUACCAACUUCAGAACCAACUCGCACACUCUAACAUCGCACAAUACCCUAUCUUGUUUGGAACCGGAAACAUGUGUUUCAGUCGGAGUAUAUUCAAGCAGGUGUCAGAUAUUAUCAUAUCAAACUUUGAUUUUGCAGGGCUGAAAUGUUUUUGAAUCAUCUUAUAUAUUUUCCAGCGUGUUUGGUUCCGGGACGCGUCCAUUUUGAACUGUUGAUGUUUACUUAGUAUAAUAGAUGUAUUGGAACAUAGCAAAAUGACAUCUCUCUCAGAUCCUUCAGGGAAGUCCAGAAGCUUUGGGCGUUCACAUAAACAUUUCAGUUAUCGAUGAAACUGAGAUAAUUUGCGUCAGUUGUUAAUUAAGGGAGUUGAAGUCCACCCUCUACUUAACACUGCUGUGCAGAGGGUUCACCCCCGCCCUUGUGGUGGCGUGGUGGAAAUUUCCUGAUACCAACAGUCUUCGUGAAACUAGAUGGGUCACGUGACCUCGUGUACAUUGCACCCUGCUAACAAAACCCUGAACUAGAUCUUAUUGUUCUCACCAAUAAAUACUGAGUAAAUCUCGAA
This is a messenger RNA of Haliotis rubra (blacklip abalone), 7205 nucleotides long. RefSeq names its product signal peptide, CUB and EGF-like domain-containing protein 1. Gene Ontology annotation, molecular function: calcium ion binding. The transcript is spliced from 22 exons. The coding region runs from base 560 to 3520 and encodes 986 amino acids. Gene Ontology annotation, cellular component: cell surface. The record is from RefSeq and is a predicted model, not a curated record. Gene Ontology annotation, biological process: signal transduction. Lineage: Eukaryota; Metazoa; Mollusca; Gastropoda; Lepetellida; Haliotidae.